AUGCCAUCGGCAACUUCGACGCCCUCCUCCACCAUCGCCACAUUAACCAACGACGCAAAGAUGGCCGCAGCCCCACGUCCAUCCGUGCUUGCCACGCCACGCAGGCCAUUCGGCUCGGUCGCACCCUCCAACGCCGAGAUGCGCAAGGUGUACGCCGACCUGGACAACAACGCCGUGUUCGACUUUGCCAGCAUCGUUUCGGCCGUCAAGACCUUCUCCACACGCUUCCGCGCCUACACCGAGAAUGCCAUCUCCAACAUCAACGACGACAAGGCCGAAUUCGACGCGAACCGCAUGGAGCAUCGCAACCAGCUCCGCACGCUCGAGCGCGAGAUCGAAGACGCAAAGACAUCCCAGGGCGAGCUGUGGGAUACCAUCGCGCGCGAACGAGACCAGGACGCAGACCUUCGAUCGAGGCAGCAGACGCUCCAAUCCCAGAAGGCAUCCGUCGCCCAGCGAUGCAACGAGCUCCACGCCGAGAUCGCAGAACUCAAGCAGAUCCUCGAAAAGAAGAAGCUCGCCAAGGAAUCGCAACGCGAGAAGCUCAAGGAGCAGAGCGACAAGAAUGCGCCCGAGCUGCGUCUCCUCGAGUCCAAGACGGGAUGCUCCGUCGUACCCACAAAGGUGGGCGACCAGCUCAAGUUCACCUUCAACCUCAUGAACGCAGACGACUGGUCGCACGAGUGCCACUUUACCAUCGACGUCAGCAGCACAAAGUACAAACUCACCUCGGUGCAGCCCCGCCUCGAUUCGACCUUGCAAGAAUCGCUGCUGCACGAACUCAACUCGACGCGCAAGUUCUACACGUUCGUCAAGAAGAUGCGCGCUGCGUUGCGUGCCCAGGUCGAAAAGCAGCGUCUCGAAGCACGCGACAAGGCACGAGGCGGAGGCCGUUGA
Moesziomyces aphidis is the source of this 897-nucleotide messenger RNA. Lineage: Eukaryota; Fungi; Basidiomycota; Ustilaginomycetes; Ustilaginales; Ustilaginaceae. The record is from the annotation of a GenBank genome assembly.